CAUAAAGCAAUACCUAAACCUGCUUCUUGGCAUGGCAUCAGAACAGAGCUGAAAUACUAAUUUGAUUAAGACAGAAAUCAUGGUUCGUCUGACCUUGGAUCUAAUUGCCAAAAACAGCAACUUUAAACCCAGAAAAGAAGAAACCACCUUACAAUACCUGAAGAAAAUAACUCAUAUAAAUUUUUCAGACAGAAAUAUAGAUGCAAUUGAUGACCUCUCUCUUUGUAAAAAUCUUAGUGUUUUAUAUUUGUAUGAUAACCGUAUUAGUCAAAUAACUAACUUGAAUUUUGCCACAAAUCUGACCCACCUGUACCUACAAAACAAUUGUAUUUCAUGUAUAGAGAACCUCAGUUCGUUGAAGAACCUGGAAAAACUGUAUCUUGGAGGCAAUUACAUUGCUGUCGUAGAGGGUCUAGAAGGAUUAGAAGGACUGAGAGAGCUUCAUGUUGAAAGUCAGAGACUUCCCCUUGGAGAAAAGCUUCUGUUUGAUCCAAGAAGUCUUCAAUCUCUGGCAAAAUCCCUCUCUAUAUUGAAUAUCAGCAAUAAUAAUAUUGAUGACAUAAAAGACUUAGAAAUACUGGAAAAUCUUCAUCAACUCAUAGCAGUUGACAAUCAACUUCUGCAUGUGAAGGAUUUGGAAUUUUUACUGAGCAAAUUGAUGAAACUGUGGAAAAUGGAUCUAAAAGGAAAUCCUGUUUGUCUCAAACCAAAAUACAGAGACAGAUUGAUACUGGUCUCCAAAUCACUGGGUACACAUUUAUAUUAA
Myotis daubentonii (Daubenton's bat) is the source of this 766-nucleotide messenger RNA. It is a transcript of the gene PPP1R42, whose product is annotated as protein phosphatase 1 regulatory subunit 42. NCBI's taxonomy places the organism in Eukaryota, Metazoa, Chordata, Mammalia, Chiroptera, Vespertilionidae. Gene Ontology annotation, molecular function: protein binding. The record is from RefSeq and is a predicted model, not a curated record.